Messenger RNA from Sclerotinia borealis F-4128, 1254 nucleotides. The record is from the annotation of a GenBank genome assembly. Lineage: Eukaryota; Fungi; Ascomycota; Leotiomycetes; Helotiales; Sclerotiniaceae.
AUGUACAUUUCAACACUUCUUACUGCCCUUCUGGCCAGCACAGCCAGUGCAUGGAUGCCAGGUGGUGAAAAUGACCUUCGUUCACAAGAAGGUGUCUCUCUCUUCAACCCAGAAGCAAAGCAUCCCACCGCACGCCGUUGGACGCCAGCAUCCGGCAAGAUUCGAGGAGUAAACCUUGGAUCUCUCUUCGUCUUUGAGCCAUGGAUUGCCGAUUCUGCAUGGUCCGACAUGGGUUGUGGAGCAUACAAAUCCGAAUUCGAUUGCGUAUCCGGUUUGGGACAAGCUAAAGCUAAUACCGCCUUCCAAAACCAUUGGAAGACUUGGAUCAACGCUAACGAUAUUGCACAAAUGGCAAGUUUCGGUCUCAACACCAUUAGAAUCCCAGUCGGAUAUUGGAUGAUGGAAAGUCUGGUGUACGCCGAUAGCGAGCACUUUCCUCAAGGAGGUUUCACCUACCUCGAGAGUAUCUGCGACGCAGCCGCUAACGCUGGAUUCUACAUCAUAAUCGAUAUGCAUGGAGCGCCAGGAGCACAGGUCGCAAAUAACCCUUAUUCCGGACAAUCUGCUUCGACUCCCGGUUUCUACGUCGAUUACCAAUAUACUCGUGGUGCCCAAUUUCUCUCUUGGCUCACGACCAAUAUCCAUCAAAACACCGCCUUUAGAAAUGUAGGCAUGAUUGGGCUUGUUAAUGAACCGGUGCAAGAUGUCGCGCAGGCUGCGAGUAUGAUUUCUUCUUUCUAUCCUGCGGCAUAUAAAGCGAUUCGAGCUGCCGAGGCUGCCGCAGGUGUUAGUGCGAAUAACUACUUGCAUAUUCAGGCUAUGGAUCAGGCAUGGGGAUCUGGUGAUCCAAAUGCUGGAUUGGCGGAUGGUGUUUCUUUAGCUUACGACGAACACCGCUACCUUAAAUGGUCCUCGAUCGCCGUCUCCCAAUCCGCAUACCUCCAAUCUUCCUGCACAUACAAUCCCAUAUCUAGCACCGGCGGCCCCACAAUCGUAGGCGAAUUCUCUCUUUCGCCUCCAGAUAACGUGCAGGAUACGGCGGGCUGGACAACAUCCACUCAAAGCGCCUUCUAUAAAAAAUGGUUCGAGGCACAGAUUAUGGGCUAUGAAAAUCAUGCGCUGGGUUGGGUUUUCUGGACCUGGAAGACCCAGUUGAAUGAUUAUCGUUGGAGUUAUUUGGAUGCGGUGCAGGCGGGCGUUAUUCCGAAGGAUUUGAAUAGUGUGGCGGGGAGUGGGGCUUGUGAUGGUUAUUAG